GUAAACGGGAGAGGAUCCGAUUUGAAGACACCGUCAGUACGCAGGCGCGAGUGAUUUGAACGACAAGUUUUCCGUUUUGCAACAUUUGUGGAAAAAAAUGUUGCCAUACAGUUCGUAUGCCGCCGCGUUGGAUCAGAUACACAGCAUCAAUCAGGAGUUGUCACUAUUUGCACAAAAUGGACGAUACUUUCCGCUGGAAGCUGGCGGGGGUGCCGCUGGAUUCGCAGGAACGGCGUACUUUGGAUUAAAUCAGUGGUCUUUGCCGUUUUCAUUUCUCAAGGCUGCGCAUCGACCGGAAAAGCCACCCUUUUCCUACAUUGCGCUGAUUGCCAUGGCCAUCAGUAGUGCACCGGAUCAACGGCUGACGCUUAGCGGAAUAUAUAAAUACAUUAUGGAUAACUUCCCGUACUACCGCGAGAACAAACAAGGUUGGCAAAACUCCAUUCGACACAACCUGUCGUUGAAUGACUGCUUCAUAAAGGUACCUCGUGACAAAUCAUCCUCCUCCUCUUCCUCUUCCGGUGCUGGAGCUGGUGCAGGUGCCGGCGGCAAGUCGAUCGAUGGUGCAGAUUCCAACGACGGAAGCAGCAGUGGCGUCGGUGGCGGUGGCGGCAAAGGAAGCUACUGGAUGCUCGACCCGUCGGCGAACGAUAUGUUCGAACAGGGCAAUUACCGCCGACGGAGAACGCGCCGGCAGCGGAACGCGAAAAUGAUCCUGAACGGCCACUUCCAGACAUCACCGUUCGCCAUGGCGUUCCCUUCGGCGUCCACGGCGGAAUUCAUUAAAACAACAGCAUCCACGACCGAUUUUCAUCAUCUGAUAGGCGGCCACAAUUUGGAGGCAGUCGCAGCAAACUGCUACCCUGGAGCAACGGUGACGGCCGUUGGUGGGAGUGCUGGCCAUUCCAUGCUUUCGCUGCCGAGCUCUUCAUCAUUACCUGGCGUGCUACUGCCGAUUUCCUCGUCACCGUGUCAUUCGUCCAACUCGACGUGCUCUUCGCCACCGCAGAAUUACCUUCAUCACCACCACCAGCAGCAGCACUAUCAGUUCCAGCAUCACGAGCAACAAUCGGCUUCAGGUGGUCCAAUUUCGACAAAUGAAGACAUAAAACGAGAUUUUGAUGAAGCAACCGAUAGCGGUAGUCUAACGAGCUUCCCUGCGGUGGUGGUGGACUACGGUGAAUGCUUAGCCACCGCUACCAUUAGAACAUCCGUGGACUCCACGUGCCAGUUUGCUGCUGCCGCAGCGAAGGCUUCUGAUAAUUAUUUAGAUAAUUUUCAAUCGAGUUUUCCCUCGUUGGAUGCAUUCCUGGGCGAGCUCGGUGAGCUGAAGGUGAAAAGCUUAACGACGAACGCCACGGGUGGCCAUUUGAACGACGAUGGCGACGUCGAGGAGUACCACCGGCAUCACCAUCGCCAGAACCGUGGAAAACGGCCGGAAAGGACCGAUGAGCGGAGCAUUGUAAACAGUUCACCGCAAAUGGAACCACAACAAAAACAGACACCGGUAGAAGUUGGCAGUACUUCCGGAACUGCUACUGCUGCCGCAGCCAGCAUGGGGUCGGUUUGUUCUACCACCAGUGGUUGCCGACCGAAGAAGACGAGUGGUUUAAAGUCGAGUAAUUUUACCAUUGAAAGUAUUAUGCGAAAACAGUGAGAGAGAGAGAGAGAGCAUUGCACCGCAGGGGGCACGGUGUGCAUCGGUGCUUUGCCAGUCAGGUGCCAUUACAAAUUUUCUGGUGUAGGUUAAGCGUA
This is a messenger RNA of Ochlerotatus camptorhynchus, 1755 nucleotides long. Its product is annotated as forkhead box C1-A-like. Gene Ontology annotation, molecular function: RNA polymerase II cis-regulatory region sequence-specific DNA binding; DNA-binding transcription factor activity, RNA polymerase II-specific. Gene Ontology annotation, biological process: cell differentiation; regulation of transcription by RNA polymerase II; anatomical structure morphogenesis. The record is from RefSeq and is a predicted model, not a curated record. Lineage: Eukaryota; Metazoa; Arthropoda; Insecta; Diptera; Culicidae. The transcript has 3 exons. The coding region runs from base 98 to 1657 and encodes 519 amino acids.